UGUAGGACGGUACGUGUGUCCAGCUGACCCUCUAGGAUGUCGUAAUGAUGGUGAUUGUAUUGGUGGGCGAAUUUGCUGUGAUACCGGCUGUACUAAACGAUGCGUCGCACCCAGAGCGUAGUUAUACCACAGUGACUAUUUCGUUGUUUUCUCUAGUUUAUUAAUAGGAGCUGAUAUUCUCACUAUACCCUACGUUAAGUACGCAUGAUAUGUAGUAUUAAACGAGAUAUAUAUAGUUUGUGAACUAAGUACGAUGCCAAGUUCUGAAUUUCAGAAAAUAAAAUCUUAAAUUCACCCAAAAAUUCAUUCACUUUGAUAUUUCAAGAAUUAACAUCAGGUGAGUGCCCGGAUUUUCUGAUGUAACAUUUGACAUUCUUUUGACGUAAGUCGGAAGGAAAUUAAACUUGACGUAUUAACAGCGGGGGGAAAUGCACAUACCGGUAGGCAAGAGACAUUUGCUUCUGAUUUUCCAAACAGCGUAGCUUUCGUCCAGGUACUCCAGUAACACUGCACCAAUUGAUAGAGCUAUCCAGUAUAAAUAAAGUUAGUUUCGUUUAGGUUUUCUCCUGUAGAUGUGUAGUGACAAUCGAUCAACAAGAGAUGACUCUUAUCUCCAGGGAGAACAGUUUAGAACUGACAAAAUUAGUUUAGUUUGGGUUUCCUCCUGUUGUAACAUUGGAUCAACAAGAGAUGACUCUCACUGGAUCUCUAGGAAGAACAGUGUAGAACUGAUAGAGCUAUCCAGUAUAACUAAAGUUUCUUUAGAUUGGUUUAUGUGGGUGUCAAUUUGAUUUGUAUUUGAAGAGCAGGAUAAGGUCAUUGGAAUUUAUCAAUUUGGCUUGGGUUGAUCUAGAAAUCAGUUUCGAUAUUGUCUGUAAGUUUCAUGCAAAUUUUAUAUUUUUCCAUAAAGAAAAUAUUUAGAUUCUUUCAGGAAAUGCACAAAGAAACUUCACCUGCAAUGCGGAAUGGACUGGUUAUCUUAAACACCAUGACAUUUUAAGGUACUUUACCAAUAUUAGCUAAUACAUUUAUAGAAAUGAUUUAACCAAGGCAGAAAUCGUAGUUUAUGAAUAUAUCACGUAUAUUGUACACUGAGUAUGGAAUAGUACUAAUAUUCAUAUUAUGUACAUUUCUGACAGGAAAGCUAAGAUCAGUAUAUUGUAACCAUAGCGCAUCAAUCUGAAUGAAACGCACCAUUUAGUUUCGAGAUUUUCAAGCUAUUUCUGAAGGCGUAUACAAAAGCAUGUAUCCGAUAUUUGCAUUUCUUUUUGUUAAAGGUGAACAGCUUACAUCCUGUUAUUGGCAAGAAACAAAGAAGAGGAACUAACCAAUAUAGAAAGGGGGGAACUAACUAGAGAAAAAGCAUUCCCUCUUUACUGGCGAAAUGGCUAACAUCAAAGAAGUGUGUGUGUUGCUUGUUUUGGGAUUUGUAGUGAUAACUACAGCCGAUCCUUUUAUUGGAAGUAAGGAAUUUUUGAAUAUAAUAAUUGGUUUAUUUAAUGGUUAAGAUAUACGAAGUGGCUAUCACACUGAAGGUUAGGAAUUCUAAUAUACGAAACGAAUAUAGGUUGAGGCCUUCUGUGAUUCUCGGUACGGACUUGUAAAAUUUAUGUGAAAAGAGUUGGUCAUUGUUCUACCAAAAGUCGUGAGUUUUCUCUGGUUUCCCUCCCACAGGGAAUGUUGACAGGGUGGGCUGGGAUUAGCCCCUAACUGACCGUUCCACCGUAGCUGUGCUCCGUGAUCAGAUCAUAAAGUGGUUGUCGAAGGCACCCUUAGAAAGCCUUCGACUCGAUCAGGUUGAGUUGCGCCCUUCGCAAUUCAGCUUAGGCUAGUAAGGCUUAGCGCUCAGAUGCAGUUUUGUCAGGGUGGGUUGGAAUAAAAUCCCAAACUAACUUGUCAUCUUAGCUGUGCUUCGUGACGAGGCGCCCUUUACUAGGUGAUAAGCAUUUCAUUGCUUUUAUUGCACAUCAUUCCUUCAUUGGAAAACACUCGAAUAUUUCUAUUUACUUUAGGGACCGGUCAUAAAGUAAUUACUAGAGGGGGGUGAAGGAUAAAUGAAAUUUCAAGUACAUAUUUCCAUACCCUCCCAAAAACCUAUGGAAACAUUUUCGUAACCCCCCUUCAAUGUAAGUGAACAUUUUCAUACCCCCCACCCCCUUCAAUCAUUAACAGGUUCUAAUGGUGUUAGCUUGCUAGCAUUGUCAUUGACAAUUCAGAUGUAUCAGAUUUGUAUUCCAAAAGUUCCAUGGAUACAGAAUCCUACUUAUCAUCUGACAUUGAGUCAGACUGAAACAUAUAUACUUUGUGUUGGCUUAAUAAUAAUUAUAGUAUAGUUUAAUAAAUAAACUUAAAUCUGGGUACAAACACAUUCAAUAUUCAACAAUAAUUAUAAAAUGUAAUUUUUUUCCGUACCUAUAGUAUUAAGAUUUUGGUACCCCCCUAGAGGUUCUGUUUUUUUUUUCGUGCCCCCCCUCAGAGGUUCUGGAUUUUUUUCGUACCCCCCAAAAAUAUCCUCCACACCCCCUAGUAAAUACUUUAUGACCGGUCCCUUAAUUCAAUUAAUAAAAAUUUACCACAAUGCACAAAUUGUCCUAACUUCGAUUUGUGUUAAUGUCAAUCUUAUGGUCUCUAAUGCUUAGUGAAACCUACCUAUACAUCUUAAAUGAAGACUCCUACUAUAACAAAUAAUAACUCAUGUAAACGUUUCUCCUCAGGGCUAGGAUUCCAUCAUUUCCACGUGUUGCGAUGUCUUUUCAAACGCUGUCAUCGUUACGCGAAAUGUCAAGUCCAGAACGGCAAAGCUGUAUGUGUUUGUCCCAAGGUGUGUCCCAAGAAUUUCUCGCCCGUCUGUGGAACUGACUGGAAGACGUACAGCAAUUACUGCGAACUGGCAAGAGCUUCUUGCGUUGGAAACAGUCGAACAAGACUUCUCUAUUACGGUUCUUGUAAGUAACGUGUUUGAUACUGGAAAUCACUAACGCCCAACUGACUCUAGUGGUCCAGUGUUACUACAGGAGGAAACACUAACUUUAUUUUUGAUGGAUAGCGCUAUCAGUUCUAAACUCUUCUUCCUAGAAGUCCAGCAAGGAUCAUCUCUUAUUGAUCCAGUGUUACUACAGGAGGAAACCUAAACUAAACUAACUUUAUUUAUACUGGAUAGUUCUAUCAGUUCUAAACUGUUCUCCCUAAAGGUCCAGUAGGGAUCAUCUCUUAUUGAUCCAGUGUUACUACAGGAGGAAAUCUAAACUAAACUAACUUUAUUUAUACUGGAUAGCUCUAUCAGUUCUACACGUUCUUCCUAUAGGUCCAGAAAGGUCAACCCUUACUGAUCCACUGUUGUACUCCAGGAACAUAAACUUAACCAACUUGUUACUGGAUAGCUCAAUAACUACCCUUGAUAUAGUUAAGUGAAUUUCAUUUUUUCUUGUAGGCAAAUCAGGCAGUUGCAGGCGCACGCCUUGGCAAAGCCUACGAUGUCCUUACUACAGCAUAUGCCGGUUAUACUUUGGCCUACCUCGUUGUGUUUGCCCUGAAACUUGUCCAUCCAGUUAUAAUCCGGUUUGCGGCUUCGAUGAUAGAACCUACCGGAACAGAUGUGAAUUGAGGAAGACUGCUUGUAAACGAAGACAGAGGCUGUAUGUCCAACAUUUGGGACAUUGCCGUAAGUAGACACUCGAUUGGUCAAUUGUGACGAUAGGUGGGUUCCCCUGAGCACUAUCGUGCCGAUCAGGCCUCCUCACUGGUCUCAAAGCUAGAACUUGAUAGAGCAACCUUUUGCAUAGAUUUUGCAGUUUUCACAUUUUUCCAUCUACCAAACUGACGUUGCAUCAUUUGAUCAAUUUCUAAAGUUGUUUCUUUUUAGAUUUUUUUAUUAAUUUGGUUAGAGUUAGGGUUGGUUAGAAUUAGUUAUGGUUAGAGUUAGAGUUGGUUAGGGUUAGGGUUAAGGUUAGGGUUAGGGUUAGGGUUAGAGUUGGUUAGGGUUAGGUUUAGUUGUUAGGGUUAGAGUUGGUUAGGGUUAGGUUUAGUUGGUUAGGGUUAGAGUUGGGGGUUAGAGUAGGAUUAGGGUUUGUUACAUAGCCAUUUAACACCUCUUUCAUCUUCCGAAAAUGACGUCAGGUCAGUUUGGUAGAUGGAAACAAGUGCUGACCAGAUUUUGCUAGCAUCCCCCACUUGAAUGAAAAAUAGUUGAAGGGUUUUAUAGAUGGAAAUUAUCGAAUUAAAUGUUUUAUAUACAUUUAUUAGACCUGACCAGGAACAGCUGCGAAAAAUACAACUAUACGUGGACUUGUGGUUAGAGUUCGACAACUGGCCUCUGUAGCUCAGUUGGUUCGAGCACUGCACCGGAAUCGCAGGGUCGCAGGUUCGAUUCCUGUCAGAGGACCUUGUGCUGCAUUUUUCGCAACUGCUCCUGGCCUAAUAAAUGUAUAAAAGAUUUCCACUCGAUAAUUUCCACCUACAAUAACCUUCAACCCUUUGAAUUCCGGGUGUUAUUUUUGCAGCUAGAAUAUUUAUAAUGAGGGGAGAUUUUUUUAAAAAUCUGUCCCAUUCCUUACGUGUUCAAAUGAGGUAUAAUUUCCCCACUUGUCCGGGUCUGGGUGGGCCGUUGAGGAACGUAGAAUCUUCAUCAUUAUUCUCUAACCACAAUGAUCAUGUUUUCUUCGCCACAGGUCCAGAUCCUUGCGCUCGUAUUGACUGCUGUUGUAAUGCGGAGUGCAGAGUGAACCUGACGAAUCAUGCGAAAUGUGAAUGUAACUUCGCCUGCACUUUGCAGUAUGAUCCAGUUUGCGGCUCGGAUGGCAAGACAUACGGCAACGCAUGUGGCUUACGUAGUGUUGCUUGUGCACAGCAGAAUCCGAAACUUAAGGUUGUUAGCGAUGGACCAUGUAAGUAAUAUAAACUAACUUUAUUUAUGCAGGAUAGUUCUAUCAGUUCUAAACUGUUCUUCCUAGAGGUCCAGUAAGGAUCAUCUCUUGUUGAUCCAGUGUUACUACAGGAGGAAACCUAUAAACUAGACUAACUUUAUUUAUACUGGAUAGCAAUAUCACUUUUAAACUUUCUUCGUAGAGGUCCAGCAAUUAAGGGUCAUCUCUUAUUCUUCCAGUGUUACUACAGGUGGGAAACUUAAGCUAGACUAACUUUAUUUAUACUGGAUAGUUCUAUCAGUUUUAAACUCUUCUUCCUAGAAGUCCACUAAGAAGUAUCUCUUAUUGUUCCAAUGUUACUGCAGACAGAAACCUAAAUUAUAACUUAUUUAUACUGGGCGCUCUAUCGAUUCUAAACUGUUCUCCUUAGAAUCCAGAAACAACUGUCCUUUAUUAGUCGAGUGUUAUACUGCCGAACGAAACCGGAGAUCCUGUGUAAAUAAAGUUACGUUCCCUUACUUCGAAACAAUCUUAUUUAUACCAUAUACUGUAUACAUAUUGCAAAGUAUAAUGUCUCGUUAUUUUUAGGUCCAACAACUCUCCCAGAAACAACGCCUUCAACGUCAGUUCCUACAACUCUCCAUCCUUGUGCUUCGAUAAAAUGUCGCUUCUAUGCAAAAUGUGAAAUCGUAAAUGGCUCAGCUGGUUGUAUGUGUCCAUUUUGUGGAACCAAUUCUGAUAUUGUGCAGCCAGUCUGUGGAUCAAAUGGAGUGACUUAUGCAAAUCUUUGUGACUUACAACGGAGCAGUUGUCAAAAUGCGCAGCUCAUUGAAGUUGUCAGCAGAGGACGAUGUAUGUUAAGCAUUAAUGGGUUUUUCUUUGUAGAAGGAUAUUCUAGAUGGAAAUUUGUGAUUUUUUAUACAUUUUUUAGAUCUAACCAGGAGCACAUGCGAAAAAAAGCAACUUUUAGGCAUGAAUGAAUGUCGCUUGACGCAUUUUUGAGGAACAUAUUCAAAACGCAUAUUGUGGAACGCAGCAUAACUUAUGCCCUGAUGCUCGGUUUGAAAUAUCAUUUUAUGGAGAGACAGUAACGUUUAUUCUGUGUUUAUCUUUUGUGUUUUAGGCCUGACAACAACUGAACCUCCCCUGACGAGAGUUCCUACAACCCCUGCCAUUUGCCCGUUCACAUGUAGUUUCUAUUCAAGAUGUGAAGUCAGAAAUGGCUCGGCUAGAUGCGUAUGUCCAUCUUUAUGUUCUGGUGUUGUGACACCCGUCUGUGGCUCAAAUGGAGUGACUUAUGGAAAUCUGUGUGAAUUGAAAAGGGCUAGUUGUAAAAAUCAUGAGUAUCUUCAAGUUGUCAACAACGGACAAUGUAUGUUCAACCAUUAUUGCGUUGAAACAUUUGAAAUAUCAUUUUAUCGAGAGACAGUAACGUUUAUUCUGUGUUUAUCUUUUGUGUUUUAGGCCUGACAACAACUGAAGCUCCCGUGUUCCCAAGCUCCCAAGUUCCCACAACUGCUGCCAUUUGCCCGUUCACAUGUAGUUUCUAUUCAAGAUGUGAAGUCAGAAAUGGCUCGGCUAGAUGCGUGUGUCCAUCUUUAUGUUCUGGUGUUGUGACACCCGUCUGUGGCUCAAAUGGAGUGACUUAUGGAAAUCUGUGUGAAUUGAAAAGGGAUAGUUGUAAAAAUCAUGAGUAUCUUCAAGUUGUCAACAACGGACAAUGUAUGUUAAACCAUUAUUGCGUUUUUCUUUAUGAAUAAUGAAUUAAUGAACACGUUUUUUAUUGGGUAGUAUCGAUACAGAAUGGUUAUCACAUUGGAGAAUAUACUAGGAGAAAACAAUAAAAAUUGAAAAAUAUUCUGUAGGAAAUAAGAAUAAGAAUAAGAAGCCGAUUUUGAAUAACAUAAUUUAUAUAUUUUGCAAUUUCACUGAAAAGCCAUAAUUCACAUUAUUUGAGGAAUGUUACAAAAAGAUUCAGUUGUCACACAUGUCCUUUACCACUUCUGUGACAUGAGUUUGAUAACUGAUUGUACAAUUUUCUGCAGUCUAAAGUUUCAUGUUGUCUGCACAUGUACGUUCUUGGAGACACCAUUCGUCUGCUGACACAUUUAUACUGGAUAGCUCUAUCAACCAAACUAUUCUCCCUAGAAGUCCAGUGAGGGUCAUCUCUUAUUGAUCCAGUGUUACUAUAGGAGGAAACCUGAACUAAACUGACUUGUACUGGAUGCUUUGUCAAUUCUAAACUGUUACGCAUAUUGUAGAACGCAGCAUAAUUUAUGCCCUGACGCUCGGUUUGAAAUAUAAUUUUAUCGAGAGACGGUAACGUUUAUUCUGUGUUUAUCUUUUGUGUUUUAGGCCUGACAACAACUGAAGCUCCCGUGUCCCCAAGCUCCCAAGUUUCCACAACCCCUGCCAUCUGCCCGUUCACAUGUAGUUUCUAUUCAAGAUGUGAAGUCAGAAAUGGCUCGGCUAGAUGCGUGUGUCCAUCUUUAUGUUCUGGUGUUGUGGCACCCGUCUGUGGCUCAAAUGGAGUGACUUAUGGAAAUCUGUGUGAAUUGAAAAGGGAUAGUUGUAAAAAUCAUGAGUAUCUUCAAGUUGUCAACAACGGACAAUGUAUGUUAAACCAUUAUUGCGUUUUUCUUUAUGAAUAAUGAAUUAAUGAACACUUUUUUUAUUGGGUAGUAUCGGUACAAAAUGGCUAUCCCAUUGGAGAAUAUACUGAGGGGGAAACAAUAAAAAUUGAAAAAUAUUCUGUGGGAAAUAAGAAUAGGAAUCUGAUUUUGAAUGACAUAAUUUAUAUUUUUUACAAUUUGAAAAAGCCAUAUUCAGUCGUCACACAUAUCCUUUACCACUUCUGUGACAUGAGUUUGAGAACUGAUUGUACAAUUUUCUGCAGUCUAAAGUUUCAUGUUGUCUGCACAUGUACUUUCUUAGAGACACCAUUUGCCUCCUGACAAAUCGGAAAAUGAUCAAGACAGUAACUCUGAUUGAUCAAAUAAUGUAUUGACAUACGGUUGUUAACAUUGCUUUUUAGUCUUCAAUAUUUGAGUGAGUCAUGCUUUGGAAAUGACAAUAAAUUUUUAUUACCCAACCCUUGAGCUGUUUUGUCUUUUAUCCAACCUUUUACUCACUCAAAAUUUUGUUUAUCCCACCCUUUUCUCUUCGGUGCCACGCCAUAAAUAAUGACCCGCCCUAUAUUUCGUGCGAACUUAUAAAUUUGAAUUACUAAUUAUUAAUCGUGGGUUUUAGGUCUUAAAUCAACUUCGAGUCCAGUAACAAGAAACGCAUCCACAACCCUUUCUCCUUGUGCUUCAAUCAAAUGUGGUUUCUUCGCAAAAUGCGAGGUGAGAAAUGGAUUGGCUGAUUGCGUGUGCCCUGAGAGAAGAUGUCUCUCUGUUACUGACCCAUUCUGUGGAUCGGACGGUGUGACGUACGGGAACACUUGUGAGUUGGAGAAAGCAAUCUGUGAACAACAAAAACAAAUCACAAUUGCGAAGAGAGGCAGUUGUGUUAAGAUGGGUAAGAAGGUGUAUUCUUUUUGUAAUUAUUAUGGAACGUCUGUGGCGCAGUCGUUAGAACAAGUGUCUUUCACCUCUGAGUUCGUGUGUUCGACUUUCGCUACGGAUUCAUGUGAAAAGAGUCUGUCAACGCUCUGCCGAAAGUCGUGGUUUUUCUCCGGCCGCUCCGGUUUCCUACCACAAGGAAAGUUGACAGGGUGGGUUAGGAUAAACACAAUUAAGAAAGUAAUAUCGCAAUUGUUGUAAGGAUAAAAUAGUCUAGGCUACUCCCCAAAAACUAGAACAAUAAUUGAAUGGUUAUGCCGAAGACAUUCAACGGCCAUAACCAUCCAAGUUGAAUGGUUAUGCCGAAGACAUUCAACAGCAUAACCAUCCAAGUUGAAGGGUUAUGCCGAAGACAGUCAAGUUGAAUGCUUAUGCCACCUGCGUUUAUUAUGACUUGUCCUAGAAAUUUUCGUUCACAAACAAAUAAUUAACAUGCUAUUUUUUAUUUUAAGACCCAAUUUUAUCAUGCCCCAUCCCAAAAACCUGUUUUGUAUUCUGCGACAAGGAUGAAUGCGCUAAGAGAGGUCAGAUUUGCUGUUGCAGAGGAUGUGGGAACGUUUGUACAACGCCAAUCAAACGAUCUGGUAUGUUCGGGCUUUAUAUUCAUUUUGUGCAUUUUCCACAAAAUAAAGUUGAGUGUUUAUAUAUAUAAAGUACUCCUGCUUGUGUUUCAAAUACUACGUCAACAAUUACACCCUACCCCCGUAUUAAUCAAAUCAGUCCUAGGACUUGAUCAAACUUUGUGUUAAUUUUAUGUUAUGCCACUGUUCAGAAAAAAUAACCAUGAGUUUUGUUUUCCAUUCAGGCCGUGAUGUGUGUCCACCAGACGCGAAUUCAUGUCUACUUGACAACGACUGUCAAAGCGGAAAGAAGUGCUGUUUGGAUGGUUGCACGAAGCGAUGUGUCACUCCUGUGCCCAGCGUGGACUCUGAGAUGAAAAAAAUGAAAAGCUUAAAUUAAUGUAAUGCUGAUUGCAGUAAAUAGAAGAUCGUUCAAAUAUGAACAAUUCAAAGUAGGAAUGCUUAUAGCAAUGGGAACUACAUAAUAGUUAGAUUUUUUUCUCCUAAAAGAAG
Molecule: messenger RNA, 9498 nt
Organism: Paramuricea clavata
Lineage: Eukaryota; Metazoa; Cnidaria; Anthozoa; Malacalcyonacea; Plexauridae
Source: the annotation of a GenBank genome assembly